CACCUGUUCUGCCCUCCCCUCCCUUCUGCUCCCCGUACUUAGCUUAGCACUGUACUGUACAGGAGAUGCUUUACAGGCUGUCUCCCCCAACCUACUCGUAAUCCAGGCCUACCCAUCCUAUCUCAUCCACGAUCCUCAUCUCACUCUCACUCUCACUCUCGCCCCUAUCUAUUCACUCACAGUGUAUCUCGAGUACUCGUACUGCAAGUUCAUUCUAUGUCCACUAUUUUCCUGAGACACCCUCCAGCGUCGCCAACCACGAUCGUCAGAACAGAAGGCAGAAACAACAAGUUGCGGUUCCAGUUCCAGCGCCCAACCCGCGUGGAAGUCCCCGCCUAACAGGCCAAUCAGCUCCACUAGGAAGACCCCACAUCCCUCUAGCUGCCACUGCCACGGCCACGGCCACUGCCACUCGCUGCCACGGCCAUCGGCCACGAAUAUAGCACAGGUUGUUCCUCCCCUCCAACAUCCACCAUCCGACCCUAAACUCUCAACACCAACCUUGGUGCGUUGACGACACUCUCGCUUUGAACACACCCGCAAGCCUAUUCCUAUUGAGCAGCACCCCAUUGCCAGUGCUGCCCGCAACCCGACCCAGCAGUUGUAUCUCGCGGUCACAACGACUACAUCCUACAUUUCUUUAUUCGCAACGCCUGCGCCGACACAUCUUUUUGAGUCGCGAUGGCUCACCACCAAUCGAGCCACCAGGUUGUGAAACCACCGACGACCAUCUCAAGCAUGCUGAAUGAGCCCACGGUUCUCAAAGAACCCAAGAACAACAGAGAUAGCGCGUAUGCCUCACAAAACAAUUCAAAGCGUAAGCAUCCCUCCUAAUUUUUGCCGCUUGUCAUUCUGGUGAUGGGCUGUCAGGAGGAAGACUAAUUCAUGAAUGAGCGCUUGCAGACUCCAGCCUCUCACACACCCACAAUGGAAUCGGUGGACAGCACCUGGGCUCAGCAGAUUCUUGUGGAGUGGAAAAGACACCGUCCCCAGUUACGCAUGGCCUGCACCAGCAUCAAUUGAGUUCUCCCUCGGGGGCGAUGAGUGUGGCAUCAAUUGUAUCGCCUACGAUUCCAGAGCAUCAUGAAGCUAUGGCAGGUGGAAAUCGGUUGAGCGUUCAGACCAUUGACUCUGCGCUUCACAGUGGCUCUUUCAAUGGAGAUUCUCGCCGCGAGUCGGUCGAUAGUCGCCUGGGCGCCAACUUUGGAGACAUGCGCCUGUCUGGACAAUCUGGUGCUUCUCCCUACACCUCAAAUAAUAUAUCCACAACAUCCCUUCAAUCCUCGCUUGCGCAACAGAGAAAUCCUGGCGCAACAGAACGCCCUGCGCUUGGCUUUAGAUAUUCCGACCAAUUCUCCCCAAGAUCCUCUCGAUUUUCUGCAAGUAGCGACCCAAUUUCGCCAACAAGAGGCAUUCUACAAAAAACCGCACCGCCAAUUCAUGGCCCACCAUCCAGAGAUAUCGCAGAGGCCCCUCAUGCUAUUCCUGGUCAGGCCUGGGCGUUGGAUUUCUCCGCCGAUCCGUCUGAUGAUAAUGUUAAUAGGAACGGGACAUCAUUUUUCAAUGAUGACUCGCGCCGAAAUUCCUUCACAGAGUCAAUCGCCAGUAGCCAGUAUACUACGGAAUCACGGAUGCCACAGGGCCAGCGACGACUGGAUGAUCCUUCAGACCCCAACAAUCGCCUGUCAAGAGCCUCCUCUGAACUUCAAGUAUCGACACACCAUCACUCCCUUCAACAUCGACAAGUCGCUGAUCUGCAGUCGGAAAAUGGAACUUCGCCUGGUGGUAGCCAGCCCUACUCUCGAACCCCCGAGUUGAGAGUUUCCCACAAACUUGCUGAACGUAAGCGACGAACAGAGAUGAAGGACCUGUUUGACCAAUUGCGCGACCUUAUGCCUCAGGAACGUGGCUCAAAAGCAUCUAAAUGGGAAAUCCUAACUAAAGGUAAGUCGAUCCCAUAGUCCUAUCUUUCAAAAAGGAAAAAAAAGGAGCGUCAUUCUAAUCAGGCGUUAGCAAUUGCGGAAUAUGGCAGAGCGAUGACCGAUAUAACUCGAUUGUCUAGCAAGAUCCGCGGCCUGGAGCAAGAGUUAGAGACUUCCCGACGUGAGGCUGCUGCUCUUAGACUGGAAAACAGCCAGCUCCGAGGAGAAUUGGCCGGCUUCGCUAACACACACCGGCUACCCCCACAGCCUCCGAUGAACAACGACUACUCUCAAGGCAACUCGAUCUACGGCGGAGGUGUUAUGGAUAGGGGAACGCGUGGUCACGAUACAUACGUUCUAAGAUCCGCGGAGCAGCUACCCCCAAUUCGAAACGCCAUAAGUGGUCAUUCCCAACAGGCAGAUGCCAUGAGCGGAAUCCAAUACCAGCAAAGUGGUUACCGUGCCGGAGGUGACCAUUUUUGAAGUCCACUUAGACCUCCUACCAUCUUGGCGGCUUUGCCUCUGACAUGAUGGAUUUACUGAACGCCAUCCUAUUGCUUGGGGCACGAAUAUUGAACCGAACGUCUCCCCCUACGACCGAAUUCGAAUGCUUAAACGUGGAUCUUGGUUUCUCUGAGGCCAACUUUUAUAAAGCAUUCACUCAGCAAGUUGGUAAUGUGAUGCUUGAUGCAUCGCUCCUUCAAUUCGCAAAACCCACAUACAUGUUGAAUACAACACAAAUCUUUUUCAUUUAUCCUCGUGGCGGCAGUACCGAUGAAUACUUGGAACGCAAGCGUCAUACGUGUUGAUAUGGAGUCAUAUUGCCUUUCUUUUUCUGUAGGAAUAUUUUUCUUUUGUCGGUUAUACGUUUUCAAGAAUACCCUUCAACAUCCGGUGGUUCGCUGUAUUUCUUUGAAGAAAUCAACACCCACGCAAGACAACAAGGGCGCUUUGAAGGGGGUGGUGUGGUACAUAUUUAGGGUACGGUCGAGAUCUGAUGAGGCGUUACGCGUGCUCCAGAUAAUUGGACAAAAGCAUGGAAUUUGGAAAUGGGAUAUGUUGGCGUUUGAUAUACCCGCACUGGUUUACUUGAUCUUGGUAUAACUCUUGCCCAUCAGAAAUUCCAUUGCAAAAAUGGGUUUACAAUGGGGAGGAGGGAGAUUGGGGUCCCAAUUGUGCACCGAGAAGAUUUUUCUAGUUGAGUUUCGAAUUAGGGUUGGCUCUACAAAUGUGGCGUCAUAGAAUAAUAGGUUGGAUGGGCC
Molecule: messenger RNA, 3184 nt
Organism: Hymenoscyphus albidus
Lineage: Eukaryota; Fungi; Ascomycota; Leotiomycetes; Helotiales; Helotiaceae
Source: the annotation of a GenBank genome assembly